Molecule: messenger RNA, 3420 nt
Organism: Lodderomyces orthopsilosis Co 90-125
Lineage: Eukaryota; Fungi; Ascomycota; Pichiomycetes; Serinales; Debaryomycetaceae
Gene: AXL1
Product: Axl1p
Exons: 1
Coding region: 1-3420 (1139 amino acids)
Biological process (GO): peptide catabolic process
Cellular component (GO): cytosol; mitochondrion
Molecular function (GO): metalloendopeptidase activity; metal ion binding
Source: RefSeq, a predicted model, not a curated record
AUGGGCUUCUUUUCUACUACAGAGCUUGCAUCAACAUUUAAAAAGCCCUUGUAUGCACUGCAUAGGUCAUACAAAUAUGUUAAGUUGGAAAAUGGUUUAAGAACGCUACUCAUAUCCGACCCCGAAUGCAGAGCAACUGCCGCUGCUGUAUGUGUUGGUGCAGGUUCGCAUAGUGACCUCGAUGAACUACCUGGAUUAGCUCACUUUUGUGAGCAUAUGCUUUUCAUGGGAACGAACGAAUUUCCCAACCCUCUGGACUUUUGGACGAAGUUGACUUCCAUGGGGGGCAAUACAAAUGCGUAUACAAUGGGCGACUACACAUGCGUUCACUUUGAAGUCUCAAUGUUCGAUACAUUAGUUGGUGAAGAGUUGGGAUUAAAUUAUUUGAUGAAGAACUUUAGCUCCUUCUUUAGAAAGCCAAUGUUUGUAGAGACUUAUAUGAAUAUGGAAGUUAAAAGUAUUGAUGACGAACAUCAGGGUAAUAUUGUUAAUGAUGAAAAAAUUUUAUAUCAUGGAUUAAGACUACUCAGUAGCGAGGAGCACCCAUUUCAUAGAUUCGGUACUGGUACUAAAGCUACGCUAAGCUCGAAAUCUACUCGGGAAUACAUGAUUGAGUACUAUGAGAACAAUUUUGUAUCGGAAAACAUGGUUUUGGUUCUAAUAUGCCCGCUAUCUUCGAACCAGUUGCAGAAGUUGGCGGUGACCAAUUUUGCGAGCAUACCCAAGUCGGAGGGGUUGUCACAGAAGUCUUCAAGUAAGAAGAGACGAAGCAAGACAGGGUCAAGACGAUUUAUUACUACAUCCAUUCCAAGCCUGAUCUCGCGAGAUGUGACAUCAAAGAUUUUUCCAACUGAAGUCACAGGAAGAUUAUUACACAUCAAGAGCGAGAAAGCUUCUAAUGUGAGAUUAUUUUUGCCCAUAUACAAUUUUGAAAACUCUUUUUAUGAAAGUGUGUGGUGCUCACUAUUAGGGGAUGAAUCCUUAGGAUCUUUAUGCGAUUAUUUAAAGAGAGUUAAGAAGUGCGUUUCUUCAAUGUACGUUUACACUCAGAGGUUAUCAAAAGAAAAUAAGAUUCUAGUGGUUGAUCUUGAAAUUUUAAAGAUUUUUAAUUUGAAUCUGUUGAUUCAGACAAUUUGGAGUUUUAUUGACCAAAUUUUGGACCCAACAUUGACCGACUUAACCACUGUGUUGCACGAGUAUUCCCGAGUAUUCGAAUAUCAAGCAUAUUUUUCCACGAGUGAUAGAUCUACUGUUAUGGAUGAAGCUGCAAAUUACGCUUUAAGUCUUAUGGAAAACAGGGUUCAAGAUCUAGAGUAUUUGGUUACGGGAGAUUCCUUUAUAUUCCACGGGGACAUACAGCAUUUUUCAAUCAAGACAAGGGAAGUUUUCAACAUGCUGAGCUUGAAUGUUAUAAUACUAUGCAAUGAUGCUAAUUGGGAUUGGUCACUCAACAAUCUUUCGAAAGACCCUUAUUAUCACUUCCAGUACGCCAUCACCAAUUUAAACUAUGCACGCACUAAAGAAUCAAUUCCUCGGUUCUUCAUCCUUAAACAGAAUCCAUUUAUUGCCAUGACCCAUAAUGGGCUAGAUUAUCAAUUGAACUCGUCACAUUACACAAUGCCAUAUGCAUUAGAAGCAAAUAAUUUGGUACCAAAUUUGAUCGACUUUUCAAUGUAUCACGAAAUUUGGCAUUCACAAUGUUCAUCAUUCAAUGUGGUGACCUCAUUUCAAAUUUGCUUUUCCAGCAUUCCCAAUAAACCUUCAAGUUUGGUAGCAAUUGAGAUAAUUGUAGAAUAUAUUGGAGAACAUUUAAGGACGUCAUUCUACCAAGCUGAGUUGGCAUUGUUUUCUUGGGGUAUUUUUUCAAAUUUAGUUACAACUCCUUCUUUGACUUUCGAAAUUCGGGGACCCAUCAAUGGAUUCCUAUACUUUUUGAAGGAGUUUAUCGUAAGGGUGAAAAAUUUAAUAUUGACAUUCAAUCUUGAUUACAAAAAAUUCGUGGCGAUGAAGUUGCAAUUGCGCCAAAACUAUGAUGAUUUGCAACAUGGUGAAACAAAUACAACUGUUGUGGCAGUGUCAAUGAUGGCUUUAGAACAAGAUAUAGCAAGCAUUGAGGAGAGACUUGAAGCGAUAGAACUUUUGGAGACUAGCAAUUUAGUGCAUAUAUGCGACUUGAUUCUUAAAGAUUACAAGUAUGCUGGUAUUCUUGUUACUGGUGGUGACAAACAAUUUGCAGCUGAAGUUUGCAAGGUGAUCAACAUAUUGACGUCACACGAAAGAAUCUAUUUAACUAAAUCUAUGUUUAAUUUUACAUCUAGUGUGACAUUGAGAAACGGAAGAAAUUACGAUUUGAUGUUAGAAAAUUCCUCUUCGGAAGAUCCUACUGACGUUAUAUACUACUAUAUCCAACUAUGUCCUAGACAAGAUGAGAGGAGAAUCGUUGCCAAAUUUUUGGCUUAUCACAUGAACCAAACUGUUCGACACCAACUACGUACUAGAAGACAACUUGGUUACUUGAUUUUAAGUGGUAUAAGAAUUAACAAACUGACAAUCGGUCUAUAUAUACUUCUCAAUAGUGCCUCCUAUAAUUGUUCAAAAAUAUUACUCGAAAUUGAGCAAGCCUUGUUUGAGUGGGAGAUGCAAGUGCUAACCAUGACAAAUGAUCAAUUUCAAGAGCUAUAUGAAUUGUUUAUGAAAAAGCAGGAUCGAGAGAAACCCGACACAUUACCCUCAAACAUCUCAGCAGCAACCAAGCCAACCAAACAGAGUGACAACUAUACAGCCCAGAAACAGCAUUCUGCAAACUUUGAAAGUAUCAUGACUAAAAACUAUGACUUUGGACGCUAUGAGGAUUUUAAUUACGCGAAUAAUACCGAUUUCAAACUAGAAGACGUCGUAAACCUCUUUAGGGAAAGAAUCUCAAUCAAGUCUACACAACGAGCAACACUAUCAAUUCUUGUGUCAUCUAAAAAGGGAAAGAUGAAGAGAAAUCUUGAGGCGAACAAAAAGAUUGUGCAGUCAUUAUUAUCUGACCGAGGGUAUCAGUUGACAUCGUUACAGUUAACUAGCUUGCUUCACGAAUCAAACAAUAAUGUUUCGAUAGUUAUACAAAAGUUGAGAAAUUUAGGAUACAAAAUUUCAACAAAGCAGGGCCACAGACUUCACAAAGUCUUAUGGACGAUAAAGAACUUCAAAGAAAACAACUUGAUAAAGCUAGAGCGUAUGCAACAAAUCUGCGUAGCCAGAUAUGGCAAAGCAUAUCAGACUAAUCAAGUAGUCUUACCUCACUUGAGAGUGAGAAAUGUUGAUGAAAUUCAUACCGAGGCUAAAUUCAUCAAUCAGAAUAAACAUGUAAGUCGGUCACAGGGAAUUUACGAUCAUGAAAACGAGGAUACAUAUGAUUUGAAUUCGUUGAUGUAG